AUGGGGCGCCGUGAUACCCUUUGCUACCCAACCUGGGUGCUGCUUAGCGUCCUGCGGGCCGACGCGCUGGGUCCUGCUGCCCCGGAGGGUGUGGGCUCUGACUUGUUCUCUUUGCUGGUGGGGCUGCAGCAUUUCCUGUGUUACACCUGCCAGGAGUACGUGGAAGAUCUGGCCAAAAUCCCCAGGAGUUUCUUGCAAGAGGCAAAUGUCACCCUUAGAGUGAUUGGACAGUCAUCCUACCAUCAUAUUGAGCCUUUCUGCAAACUGACUGGGUAUUGUCAUGAAAUCUACGUUGAUCCUGAGAGAGAAAUUUAUAAAAGAUUAGGAAUGAAAAGAGGUGAAGAAGUUACCUCCUCAGGACCGAGCCCCCAUGUAAGGUCAAACAUACUCCCAGGAAGCAUGUGGAGCCUGUGGCGGGUGGUGACUGGCCCUCUCUUUGGUUUCCAAGGAGACCCAGGUCAGCAAGGUGGGACCCUCAUUGUAGGUCCAAGUCACUACAUCCAUUUUAUACACCAUGACAGGAAUAGACCGGAUCACAAACCCAUCAACUCUGUUUUACAGCUUGUAGGAGUCCAGCAGGUGGACUUCACAGGCAGACCUUCAGUCAUCCAUGUGUGACAGACAGACUGUCACUUUCAGAUGGACCCUGAGACAUGGCGCGGAAUGUCGGAGUGUAUCCUUGUGCAGUGUCUACUCUGUCAGCCCUUGAGGAGUUCUGAAAACAUAGAGACAUGUACCCCUUGAACCACAUGCUGAGAGGCAUUGAUUGUCAAAAAUGUGAUGUAUAUUUAUAAUUUUAUGGCUUUUAAAGUUUUAAACAAAAUUUUAUUUAUAC
Messenger RNA from Myotis lucifugus (little brown bat), 835 nucleotides. Its product is annotated as thioredoxin-like protein AAED1. NCBI's taxonomy places the organism in Eukaryota, Metazoa, Chordata, Mammalia, Chiroptera, Vespertilionidae. The transcript has 5 exons. Bases 1 to 618 code for a protein of 205 amino acids. The record is from RefSeq and is a predicted model, not a curated record.